AUGGGCUGCAAGCACCAUGGCAGCCAGCGGGCUGUCAAGGCAGCCAUGGGCGCCAGCGCUGCCAGCACCGCGCAGCCGCUGUCAGCAGCCAUGGCGCCGCGCAAGCAGCCAUGCGCGGGCUGUCAAGGCAGCCAUGGCGCACGCCAGCGCGCGCUGUCAAGGCAGCCAUGGGCGCCCGCGCGCAGCAGCCAUGCGCCCGCGCGCCAGGCAAGCCAUGGGCUGUCAGCAGCCAGGGCGCUGUCAGGCAAGCCAUGGGGCAUGCAGGGGCGCGUCAGGCAGCCAUGGGCGCAUGCCAGCGCGGCGCGCAGCCAUGCGCGCUGCGCAGCCUCGCGCGCCAGCGCGCGCAGGCACGCCCGCGCGCCCGCCGCCAGCCCGCGCGCCCCGCGCCCAGCGCCCAGCGCGCCGCAGCCCAGCGCCCGCGCCAGCGCCAGGGCUGUCAGCCAGCCUGGGGCAGCAGGGGGGCGCGAGGCAGGCAUGGGGGCGGGGGCGGGGGCAUGCCAUGGGGCUGUCGAGUCAUGUCAUGGGCACCGUCGAGGCAACAUCGGCUGGGUUGUCAAGCCACGUUCGAGGGGGCGCCGAGGGAGCACGACGUGCAUGCCUGGGUCAUGCACCGAUUUUGGACAAGUCCUUGUUGCUAGCCUCGCCCAGGAAAUCGUGGAAG
Messenger RNA from Juglans microcarpa x Juglans regia, 661 nucleotides. Its product is annotated as translation initiation factor IF-2-like. The record is from RefSeq and is a predicted model, not a curated record. The annotation marks the transcript as partial. Lineage: Eukaryota; Viridiplantae; Streptophyta; Magnoliopsida; Fagales; Juglandaceae. The transcript has a single exon.